GUACUGAUAACAUAAUCUGCAGCAUAAGAUAGACCCUUGGACCUGUAGCUUUAGGGAUAUGAUACUCAGAGUAGUCGGAGAGCAGCACUGAGCUGGCACAUACAUCACUGUAGUCAUGGGCAGCAUCAGCACGGAACACAGCCUGGGCACUGAUGGUCUCCAGGUGUCUGACCAGCAUCCCAGCUCCACAGACCAUAGCACUGUGGACUUCCGAACACUGAACAGGGACUAUGACCACAGGAUUUUUGUUAAUCGGAGUUUGGGACUGGAGAAGAUAAAAUGCUUUGGCUUUGAUAUGGAUUAUACAUUGGCCAUGUACCGUUCUCCAGACUAUGAGCAGCUUGGCUUUGAUCUGCUGCUGGAUAGACUGGUCUGCAUUGGAUAUCCUCAUGAAAUCCUUGAGUAUAAGUAUGAUCCAACCUUCCCCACAAGGGGCCUGGUGUUUGACAGCCUAUAUGGAAACUUGCUGAAGGUUGACUCUAAUGGCAAUGUACUUGUAUGCACUCAUGGUUUCCGUUUAUUAAAAGGGGUAGAAAUCUGGAGUAAAUACCCAAAUAAAUUCAUCCAAAGAGAUGACACAAAAAGGUACCAUGUCCUCAACACACUCUUCAACCUGGCAGAGACUUACCUCUAUGCCUGUCUGGUGGAUUUCUUCACUGACUGCCCCCGAUAUGUAAACUAUGACACUGGGUACCGCCAUGGCAACCUGUUUAUGUCCUUUAAGAGCAUGUUCCAGGAUGUGCGUGACGCAAUGGACUAUGUACAUGAUUCGGGCUGCCUGAAGGAGAAGACUCUGAAGGAUCUGAAUAAAUAUGUAGUCAAAGAUGAGAGAAUACCUUUGCUCCUGAGUCGGAUGAGGGAGGUGGGAAAGACUUUUCUAGCCACAAACAGUGAUUACAAAUAUACUAAUGUCAUUAUGUCCUACCUGUUUGCUGAUGGAAAUGACGAUAAGCCACUCCCGCGUUUUUUCCAAGAAACGGUAGCGUUUUUUCGCACACACCCAGAAAACGUCCAGUUUCCGCCCAGAAACACCCACUUCCUGUCAAUCACAUUACGAUCAUCAGAACGAAGAAAAAAACCUUGUAAUGCCUUGAAAGACCCCAAGAAAAAAUCUUGGAGGUCUUACUUUGACCUGAUCGUUGUGGAUACCAGGAAGCCGCUCUUCUUUGCUGAAGGAACCGUUCUUCGUCAAGUCAAUACGGAUAAUGGUAAAUUGAGAAUUGGAACAUACACAGGUCCCCACCAGCACUGUGCGGUAUACUCGGGAGGAUCAUCGGACAUUGUAUGUGACCUGCUUGGGAUGAAGGGAAAGGACAUCCUUUAUGUGGGAGAUCACAUCUUUGGGGACAUUCUGAAGUCUAAGAAGAGGCAGGGGUGGAGAACCUUUCUAGUUGUUCCUGAACUGGCCAAAGAACUCAACAUCUGGACUGAGAAAAGUGAGCUUUUCAAUGAACUGAAGACUCUGGACAUGUUUCUGUCUCAGCUGUACCAACACAUGGACAGUGGUAGCAUUGAUUAUCCCGACAUCAGCUCAAUUCAGAAGCAGAUUCAGAAAGUUACUCAUGAGAUGGACAUGUGCUAUGGGAAGAUGGGCAGCUUGUUCCGCAGUGGGUCACGCCAGACCCUGUUCUCCAGCCAGCUCAUUCGUUAUGCUGAUCUGUAUUCGGCCUCAUUCCUGAACCUCCUGUACUAUCCCUUCAGCUGCCUGUUCCGGUCUCUCCCUGUGCUGAUGCCGCAUGAAUCCACGGUCGACCAGUUAAGUGUGGAUGGGGCAGAUGCAAGGAAGGUGCUCGGGGAACAUCUGAAGCACUUCAAAAGAGAGCAUACACAGGAAGAUUGGUUGAAGCUGGUGAACACGGCUAGGUUAAGCCUAGAGGAUUCGCCUGCAUUAAAGCAUGAAACAGACAAACAGAACCCGAGCAUAAUGCUGUAUUAGUGACAGUGAGCAGCCGACAACUACAGAGAAGCGCUCUGAUAAUCCAGCAAUACUGAGACGUAAUGAAGAGCAUAAUAUAAAGAGAUCUGCAAAACACCUACGUGGUAACAGUUACUACAGCAGUGUUUGACAAUUUUUGCAACACAAACUAAACUCAAGUCAUCAGAACUUCCUUUUCUGCUAUAUAUUAUAUGAAAAUUGAAUUACUUAUCAAUAUUACAUGUAUACAUAGAGGCAGCACACUUCAGCAAUACUGAGCUCAGUUAUAUCACCUCUGUACAGGCCAGUAUACAUAGUGUAGAUAAAACUGCUCUGAGGUCAUGUCAGCUAAUCUGCGCUGCAGAAAUCCAAAUCAGCGUUUUCCAACCACUCUCCAUUCCCUAUGUACAUUACUGUGAGAGAUGCUGCUCUCUGGUGUUCAGAAAGAAAAAUACACAAUGCCAGAACCCUCCCUUUGGUAAUGUCUGAUAAACAUGUCCCAUACAUUGCAAAUUGUGAAGCAGAAAGAUAAUGGAAGAACUAGUUUUGUUAACUUUAAGGCACGUUUGUUUGUUUUUUUGUUGUGGAGGGUGAGCUGGUGUAGAAAUUUGGAGAUCUAACUAUGUAGCUGGAGUGGAGGCAGCCAUGUUGUGUGUUUAAUAUCUUGCCUGCAUUCUCUUAUGUAUUUAUUAAACAGGAACUUAUCUCACAAAAUGGCUGCUACAAGGUGUAAACAUGACAAUGAAACUCACACACAUUUUAAAAUAUUCACUCAAAGUGAAUUAUGCGGAAUACAUUAAUUUUCUGUGCAUCCUAAA
Messenger RNA from Pseudophryne corroboree (corroboree frog), 2733 nucleotides. RefSeq names its product 5'-nucleotidase domain-containing protein 4-like. Gene Ontology annotation, molecular function: 5'-nucleotidase activity. The record is from RefSeq and is a predicted model, not a curated record. Bases 116 to 1936 code for a protein of 606 amino acids. NCBI's taxonomy places the organism in Eukaryota, Metazoa, Chordata, Amphibia, Anura, Myobatrachidae. The transcript has 19 exons.